Molecule: messenger RNA, 387 nt
Organism: Stereum hirsutum FP-91666 SS1
Lineage: Eukaryota; Fungi; Basidiomycota; Agaricomycetes; Russulales; Stereaceae
Exons: 2
Coding region: 1-387 (128 amino acids)
Cellular component (GO): nucleus; cytosol
Molecular function (GO): protein-N-terminal glutamine amidohydrolase activity; protein-N-terminal asparagine amidohydrolase activity
Source: RefSeq, a predicted model, not a curated record
AUGGCAAGCGCAACUGCUGGGAUUCGUCGUCCUCCGGCUUUACCAGCUGAUAUCGCCUAUACUAGCCACUAUUGCGAGGAGAACAUCUACCUCUUGGCGCAAGCGUUCUACGAUCAGCUCUCUGUUCGUGAGGCCUGGGACAUAUUCGUGGUCUUUAUCUCGAAUCACACGAAGACGGUUGCUCUGAAGAAUCAGAAACUUGGGAGAGAUGGUGUUGUGGUCUGGGAUUACCACGUCAUCUUGGUCGUCCGGCCUAAAGCUGCCGACUGGUUCGCUCCUUCAACGCCAGCAGAUUCUGAUGUGGUCUCGACAAUGAGCUGGGUAUAUGACUUUGAUUCACGCUCGACGAAUCCAUCUCCCUGGCCAGGUGAGAACCGAGAACGAUGA